AGAGCGCAGGUCUGUCGGGGAAGGAUAUUUGCUCAACACCGCCGUCAAAGCUGGGAGUGAGUGUGUAGCACUCAGUAUGCAGCUGUAUGCAGUUUCAUUUUCGAGUGGUGCAAGGAAAAAACAACGUCCGGCGACGGCAGUUGUGUUCGUGACGGUGCUGCUGAUGGUGGGACGCUGCACAGCUGUCGAUCCUGAGGCCGCUGAUAACGCCGUGGAGGACCCUGGGGCUGCGGUGGGGGCGGCGGGGGAGGAACUGGUCAAGGAGAGUCGACUGGGGGCCAAGGCCUCCCCGCGCAGCCGCUUCCCCGCCGCCAUGAUCGGCUACAACCGCUACUACCCGGAGUACAGCCCCGAUUUUUACUACCCUCCGGGCUACCCGAGAUAUUACCCUUCCUAUCCCAACAAUUACUAUCCCACCUACCCCACAGUUAACUACCCUCCUGCGAACUAUCCCACAAAUAACUAUUACCCGACGGGCUACCCUCCCUACUAUCCCUACGACUACGUCCCCUACGGUUCAGGUGUCAACGAAUAUUCUGCUAGACACGAAAGGGCCUGAGUUACUUUUGAACGCGAAAUAUCCACUUGCAGUGUCUGACAAUAAAAUUUUAUUACCAUAGUUUAGCUAAUUAGGUCCACUUCCAAAGUAUUUUCACCAACUGAAAUAAUAUUAUUUUCUUAUUAUCUCGUUUGUUUAUUACUAACUUAUGUCUUUCCAAGGCCCUAUUGUCACAUCUUAAUGGCCACUUGUAGCACAUACUGAUAAGCCUAAUUUAUUGUUUACUACUUUUUACUGCAAUUAUACAAAGAUUAUUCUCCCUACCACGGUGACUGCAUUCCGAUCCUCUGGUGACUGGUUGUUACCUGUCUUUUGAAGCUCAGACAUGACAUUCUGUAAUACAUCUGCACAUUAUGCACUAGAUUCCUUAAUCAUCCCCGUGAUGUUAUCGUGCAAUCAUCUUGUCGCGCUUAUUUUUCACUCUGUCCCUAAAUUUCUUCUAUUCUGAUAAGUUGCUCAACAACCAUAUGAAUAGGCGCCUAGCUCAUUAGUGAAUCUGGCUCAUCAGUGAAUCUGUUUCGAGAUACGUGAAUGUUCCGAUAGCAAUCACACUGGACAUUUCACAUUCUUUCAUAAUCUUUCUUGAUGGAAUUAUGUUUUGUAAAUACUACAUACUAAAAAACCCCUUAAAAUGAAUAGUAGUUCGUAAUACAAGGAUGCACGCUGAAAAUACCUUACCGGAGCGCAUAUUUAACAUAAACAUUCGAACAGAGGAGAGAAAUAUUCUUCAGAAUGUGGGUAUAUUGUUUCCCACAUGAUAAAAACAAAUUAUUGAUGAGUUUGAGAACUCAGUCGUAGCUCAUAUCUGUGGCUCUCCAACAAAAAGU
Schistocerca serialis cubense is the source of this 1386-nucleotide messenger RNA. RefSeq names its product adhesive plaque matrix protein-like. Lineage: Eukaryota; Metazoa; Arthropoda; Insecta; Orthoptera; Acrididae. The transcript has 3 exons. The record is from RefSeq and is a predicted model, not a curated record. The coding region runs from base 77 to 559 and encodes 160 amino acids.